GAAUUCUGAAAUCAGUCAGCUAUAAAAUAGCUAAGUGGGCAACAGUGGUUGUCAAGCUUGUGUCACUUGGCAAUUUCCAACAAAUACAGUCAGUUAAGGUAUUGAAGAGAAAAAUAAGAUGCUGUCGCAAUCUAUUUUAACUGGUAUCCGCGUUCUGCGCACCGAGUCGCGUCGAAACAUCGCCAUAGUCGCACCAGCCCUUAACAAGGUGUCUGAUCCCAUCCAGCAGCUGUUCCUGGACAAAGUUAAGGAAUACAAGCAGAAGAGCGCAGGCGGCAAACUGGUCGAUUCCAAUCCAGAAAUCGAGCGCGAGAUCAAAAACGAGUUGGAACGCGUUGCGAAGCAAUAUGGAAGCGAUGGAAAGACCGACAUGCUUAAAUUUCCCGACUUCAAGUUUCCCGAUGUGAAGAUCGAUCCUAUUACACAAAGCGCCAACUAAACAUAUACAAUUCCUAUGUUUACGUUAAAUUGUUUUAAGUAAUAUCCAACCUGAAUUCGCUUGUAUGAAUCCCAGUCAAGCAAGCGCGUAAAACAACCGUAAAAAUAAAACAUAAGAAAACGAAAUUGGUGAACCACAAGCAA
Drosophila innubila is the source of this 582-nucleotide messenger RNA. RefSeq names its product ATP synthase-coupling factor 6, mitochondrial (gene ATPsynCF6). The transcript has 3 exons. The record is from RefSeq and is a predicted model, not a curated record. Gene Ontology annotation, molecular function: proton transmembrane transporter activity. Gene Ontology annotation, biological process: proton motive force-driven ATP synthesis. Bases 119 to 439 code for a protein of 106 amino acids. NCBI's taxonomy places the organism in Eukaryota, Metazoa, Arthropoda, Insecta, Diptera, Drosophilidae.